GUCAGUCUCCAGUCCGCAGAAGCACCGAGCCUCUGCACCGCUGCGAACUUCAUGACCGAGCGGAAACAUCCUCAGAGGAAAGAGAAAAGUGAUGUUAAAGUUCAUGUGAAGAGACUGUGCCUUGGCUUUAACUUCAGGUAAGAUCAUUUGUAUAUCUCUCGUCUCUAACGUACAGGUAGCCUAACCAAAACAGCUGAUUGGUAAAUGCCAACAUCACGAAUCAGUCACAACACAAAAAAUUACAUUGAAAUGUAGUCUCGUUGGCUGUCUAUGAUUCAGUGUUAUGCACCUCGUAUCCCCUCCAAAACUACAUGAAGUUUGACUGUUGCACUCCAGUAAGCACAUGCAUCUGAAUGAUCCGUCAUGUCACGCACUUCGUCUCUAUCAUCAACAAUGCACUCUACACAUGCCAUGUUAUGCUGCACGGUAUCCUAAAGUAUAAUUUACCUCACUAAAUAAGUCAUGGAGGACAUGUUCACUGCUAAUCUCUUACAUGGGUGUAAACAUCUUGCUACUGUGCCGAUAAGUGUCGUUUCUCGUAAUUAUCAGAGCUCCAAAGUGACAAAUAUUCCCUGUUGAAUGUAGAUGCAUCAGUAAAAAUGCUGGCACAAUGAGAAUGGACUAAGAACUUUUCCACAUGCUGCAAUUGGACAUGCAACCAAGUAUUUGCAGAGGUGAAACACUCACUUUAGUCCAUUUUUUAUGAAAGCUUGUAUUAUGUUACCUCUUGCACACCCUUCUCUACAGCCUAACAUCCUCUUACUUUAACAUCUGUGUAUUCUCAGGUCACGUUUCUGUACAGUUCGUCAGUGAAACAAAGCGUGUACAUCAUGUGUCAUUUUGAUACCACACAGCCUGUAACAGAGAUCUUCCUGCAGCUUCUAACUGAGGUUGUGACUCUGAUUUUGCUCAUGAAAACAUCAGAAUCAAUUUGUCACCAUGUGCAUGUAGUAAAACAACAGAACAACUGUGUGCAAGUCAUGCCAGGUCUUGGAUCAGUGGGUUGGCAGUCUGUCAGGGGAGGGAAUGGGUCAUGGUUUACAGACUUGAGCGUAGAAGCAUCUGCUGAAACAUCCUCCAGCAGGAUAUUAUGGCUUUACUUGAAACAGCAUAGUGAAGUGGGUUUUUUUUUUCACCGAUGUUGACGUUUGUCCUGCUCAGAAACAGUGAGGGAUGACCAGAAUCACUGAUCACAAAAUACUGCAAAUGGACAUGAAAACAGUGAUAUCGUAACUCAAGUUUUAAAGCAGUUUUGAAUGAUAACACCAUGCUUUGAAAUGUCUUGACAAGUGGCAAAGAUUAAAAUCUGACAAAUAAAAUAAAAUAAAUCAAAUAAUUAGCUGCUUUAAAGCUCCUCUUGGGAGUUUCUUUGCUGGUUGCACAGCCAACUGAAAUCAAUUGUGAUGCCUCUUUAUGACCUACAAAAAGAAACAAGACUACCAACAACACUGGUGAGAGGUACUAAAAGAGAUGAUCUCUAGCACAGCAAAGAGUAGUUUGUUUUUUAAAAUCAAUAAUUCACAAAACUACUUAUGCAUGUUUGUAGGGCUGGGCAAUGUGGCCUAAUUUAAAUCUGAUUUUUUUCCCAUCAGACAUGUUUAUUCAUGCUCCAAAAAUGGGCUUUUUAAAUGACUGUGCAAGAGGUUUCAGGUACUUCUGCUGCCAGCCUCAAGUGGUCAAUCUGGGAAUUACAGUUUCAGCACUUCCACAUAGUCUUCAUUUCUCAAGAGUGGAGGUUGCCACUUGUUUUCACAGUGUCCCUUUAUGUCAGAUGCAUUGCAUUGAAAGAAUAAUUCUGCUAAUUUUUAAUAGGUGUUUGUUGGCUGUAGUGGUUUUGUGCAUCUCUUAGUGAGACACAUUUCUCCCACUCUGCUGCAUACUUCUGUUUGAGUUGUGAGAAUGAAUUGCUAUACCUCUGACUUCAGUUGUCACCGCUUUUGAAUAAGCUUUGCUGCAGACUGUGAUUUGUUCACAAAACCAAACCAGGUCUGAUCGACUGAUGAGACUGCUCCAUUUAUGGAACUAACUUUUCAUUAAUGCUGGCAGCAGUGUUGUUGUGUGUAUCUCUGUAGGAUGCACACAGGGUGGAAUAAUGUGAGCUUUGGGAGCCGAAGGGAGCAAAAGUGGAAGUUGAAGAAAUCUAGAUUCUUAUUUUUAAAUUUAUGCUAAACUGCGAAUACAAAUCAAUCGAUGAAAUUGAUUUGUUGUCCAGCCCUCUAUGUAUAGAAUUAGAUCAACAAAGACCGAGUUUGGGGUGGCAGUAGCUUUGGAGUUAAAGCGGUCGUCCAACAACUGGAAGGUUGGCAGUUAGAUUCUCCUCUAUUUGGUCUGUCCAUUGUGUCCUUGGGCACCUAGCUCCCAGUGUGUGUCCUCUGCUGGUGUACGUACAUGUGUAUGUAUGUUGCUCUGGAUAAAAGCAUCUGCUAAAUGAUAUUGUAACUUGUAACUAGCUAAGUUUGAUGCUUUGUACACAGAAUCAUCAAAAAACAAAAGUUCCUUAUGGGAAAUUUAACUACAUUUCUAUGUUUAUAUUUAUAACAUUUGUUUUUGAAACUGAUGAUUUGUGUUUGCACUUGGCUGUUGCUUGGCCUAAUUCCCCACUGUGAUCUGUUGACAAAACUCCCAUACAUUAAAAAAACAAGAAUUUAUGUAUCUACUGAGUGAUGGCAAGGGUUGAUCUCAACUGUGAAGAUAGAUUUGGCCGAUGAACUACACAUUUUUGUGCUGUUUUCUUUGAAACCCUUUACUGCUGUAAAUUUGUUGACCUGGUCGAAGAGCUGUAAUGUUAAGUGAAAUCUUAUCUGAUUGGCCCAGCAGUGCAGUAAACUAAGUCUGAGAGGGUUGAACAAAAAGGUCAAUCACAAGUCACUGUGCUCAGAUGCCAUACAUGCCAUAUUUUUAGAUUUCACACAGUGAUACCAUCAAAAAACAUAAUAAAAGCAGGUCAUUUUAGCCAGUUAUGGACACAAUUAUAAAUCAUCAGUUAGUUGUCAUAUAAAAACACUGAAGAAGCUUGGCUGGGUGCAGGCCUUGGAGUGCAUUGCCACGUUGCAGCAGCAGGUCCUUGUAAAGUGACUGCAUGUUAUAUUUUGGAGCCGUGCGUAAUGGUCAGGAUGUUCUGACCUCAACCACAGUUUGACGGUGCUGUGCUGUAAAAGUACCGUGGCUCUCUGGUCCAGCGGAGGAAGCAACCUCAAACCUGACCCACUGCAACACAGCACUAUGCUCAAGUUCAUGUAUGAGCGCACAACAAAUUCCUGUCAGUCACCAGAGCUCUUCUCUGCAGUUUGUGGCUCUGUGAUUCCAGAUGUUUGACUUAAACCAUAGAUCUACUCACAACAGGCAUAGUGACAGGGGAGGGAAGCAUGUUUGGUAAUAUGUUUGUAACAGGAAGAAAGGAAGGAUACAAGAUUUACUGCGGUAAGAAGGUCAAAAAUGAGAUCUUGCUGAAAAAAACAAACAAAGAAGGACAGUAAAAUGUGUUUUACAUCAGCAUUCUCAGAUCCUCUAUUCACUGACUAUAAUAGAUGAUGUCCGGUCUGCAUGCUGUUCCCAUUACACUUGUCAAAUCCCUCAUCUGUCUCUGCUUAUGCAAUCAGUCAGGCUGCACACAGAAAACAUACUUGUUUAUGACUGUCUGCAGGUACAAUUUACAGAUAACGACAUCUUAACAAGAUCUAAUUCUCUUCCUGUGUGAUUCUAAUGAGGCCAAUUUUCUUCAUUUAGCUUUGAAACUGAAUUUCAGUGCUUAAGUCAAGCUGUGUUUAUUAUGAUGUUGGGGUAGGAGAAAUUGGCAGCUAUGAAAAGAUUAGAAACAUUCUAAUUACACAGUAGCUACAGGGUUAAAUUUGGCAUCAAAUGACUGAAAAACAGCAUCAAAGUGCAAAUAUAUAAUUAUAAACAUUAUUUGUUGUAUCUUAUUGUUUUACUUCGUAGAAAACACAAAGCAAUACAACAUAUUAAUUUUUGAUAAUUAUGAGCUAGCUCCGGUUACAUGACCUACAGUGGACACCAUGCAGCAGCAGCUUUUAAUGUAAUAAUAAAUUUAACUUCUUUCUUCCAUGCAAGAUAAUGACUUUUUUAUGAAUGACAUUUAAUGAAUGGCUGCUCUGCUUGGUUUAUUUAGUCCUUAACAAUCCUUUACCUCGUUGGUAUUCCCUUAUUCCCCUCCUUCCUUAUUGGUAAUUUACAGUCAGCGACAGCCUAACCGUGUGUCCUGAUGAAAAACUGGGAUUAGUCGAAAGAAUUAGGGCAGGUAAUCUAAGUCCAGCCCUGUGCCCAUGGGUGGCACCAACACCUUGCUAAAGUUGUUAUAUCACAGGUCCUGAUUGGUCUGAGAGCAGCCUGGGCUACAAACUACUGUGACAUUAAUCCAACACUGCGGCUUGGAGAGGUCACGUGUUUGGAGCUAAUCAGGGCCUCCUUUACUCUGGAAUCAUUUCAUCUGCAGAUGGAGGGAAGGUGCUCAGUGUUUUGAGGUAUAUUAGUCAAACAGGACCUCUGGAGUUUGUAGGAAAUCCUUCUAUUUUUGGAAAACUGGAGAAAUACAUGUAUGGGAUUGAUGUGUUAAAUCUGUUCAACCAGACCUGCUGUCAGUUCAGUUCAGGCUGGGUGAACACGCAGACAUGCAGGCUUCUUAUGUCAUGGCACGAAAAACUGGGUUUCAAGGUUUAGACAUACAUUUGGUACAUAAGUAAACAUUCAGUGCAUAGUGCAUAAUUAACUUUAAACCGCAGAAUUAAAAUAAAAUGAAAUAAAGUAAUAAAUUUUUUUGUCAGUAUUUUUUUGUCAGUAAUUUUUUGUCGUGAUUAAUAAUAGAUUGUAUAGACCCUAAAAUGCGCUCAAAAGAAAAAUUGUCAGUCAAACCAUGCAGAUAAGAAUAUUAAGAAGCAGAUAAUCCUCAAACUUCUAGCACUACAACCAGAACAAGAUCAGCACUGUUUUGACAGAUUACUUUUAAACUUAUUAUCAAAAAUAUGGGCGAUUCUUGUAUGGAUUAACUUAUCUUCUUAUCUUCUUAAUGACCUAAAUGGUUUAAUCUUAAACUGCAGAAAAGUACAAUGGCCCCGAAGAUCAGCUGCAUGAGCGCAAAAGCAUCUAUCAAAAUACAAAAAAAUAAUUCAUUAAAUACAAAAUAUUUGUGUUUAUGACAAAAAUAUUUUAUUAAUCAAAAUCAUUUUUCUGAACAAAAUUAAUUUUAUUAGACAUGCGCAAAAUAUUAACUAAAAUACAGAAACAUUUUAUUCAAAUAUAUAAUUUUAGGGAACCUUUAAAACAAACACAUCACUAAAAGCAAAAAAUAUUUAAUAAACAUAGAGUUUAAAAAAAACCCUAUUAGAUUAAAUCUAAAUACACUUUGCAAAACAUUUUUAAAAAACUUCUAAAAAUAAUAAACUGGUCCAAAAAAAUUCAUAAAUUAUUAUCUUUUUUUUUUUGGCAAAAAUUUUUUAUUUUUAUUUUUUUAUUUUAGGGUUUGUGAAAAUGUUGUGUGCCAUGAAAUAUUUUUGUUUUAAAAUAUUUUUUUUAUUUUGUGUUUACUUGUUUUUAGGGUUUUUGCCUGGUGAAAUAUUUUAGUGAAUCAUUAACAUUGUUUGAAUUUUGCAGAGAAAUUGCUUUUUAUGUAUUUUAUAUUUAAGCUCAAUUGAAUUUGGGGGAUUUUGUGAAAUAAAUAUGCAUUUAUGAAAUAUUUUUGAGUUGCUUAAUUUUAGUGUGUGUGUAGUAUUUUGUAAAAGGUUUUAACAGUUAUGUAACAUUUGGGCUGUUGACAUUUGGGACUACUGUAGAAAAAUGCUGUUGAGUUAUUGGAGCUUAACGAAAAGCUCUCAAAACAAAAUUAAACUAAUUACAUCAGCCAGACCAGACCUGAAAGCAGAAAAGUUGCACCUCUAGGUUCCUGUACUGUUUUUUGUUUGUUUUUUCUGUUCUGUUGAAGAACUGCUGACUCCUUACAAAAAGAGAGAGGGAGAGAAACUUUCCCGGCAUGAGUAAAUCCAAAGUUUUAGUCCCCUGAAACUUUUAUUUGUGCCUGAAUGCUGCUGCUGUCGUCUUUGUAUGAGCGAGUAACUCACUCCUCUCUUCUUUUCUCUCUCUGUCUACUCUCUUAGCUGGCCUCAAGUGAACUGAAUGAAAACACAGAAGCCCCCCUAUGGGGAAACCAUCGGAGGACUAAGUGGAUUGAAGACGGCAGAAAGCAAAGGAGGGAGUCAGAGAGGGACAGAAGACAGAAGGGAUUAGCUGCUAAUCCAGUGCGUGGACAGUCCUGGAGGAGCCUUAUCUGUCUUCCAGGUUGACUCCAGCAGAAGAGUUGCUAGAUUACGGCACCUGAUUGUACUGCCCUCUUUUGAAGAGGCAUCCCCGUCUUUUUUUUCUUAUGUGCUCUGGUAACUGCCUGAAUCUGGGGUUUUGGGUGCAGUGGACAAAGAAGUAGGGUGACGAGUUUGGUCUCAUGCGCAGUGUGGUGCUACACAUGGAUAAACCUCUUUAGUGGGAGACGGUGCAUGACAGUGGACCCCCCGCUCUCACUCUUGGACUUAAAGGAGCGCAGAACAACUCAUCGGAUGACAAAUCUUCCUGGAAGUCUGGAUCUAUUGAGCACCGUGGAAAAAAAGGAAUCACUGCCAGUAAGCAACAUUUUGAGUCAUUUCAGUAUUUUGUGGCAUUUUUUAAUGACUUUCUUUAAAAGGGUGGCAUUGUUGAAAAUUUACAGAGCGCUUCAGAAGGCAUAGGGAGAUCAGUAAAUUAAAGGGCUGGACAUCCUCCAAUGAAUGACUCGUCCAGAGUAUGUGUCAUCACUGCUCAAGAAUAGAGCAUGCAGUGUGGCUAAAGUAAGUAAGGCUGAAAACCACAGAGACGUGAGGAACAGCUCAGACAUAAAUCAGCUGCUAAUCCUUGCAGGCUAACCUGAAACCCAGAUAAAAGUGAGAAGGGACGCUACAGCAAGCAGAUAGAGUGUCUCGGCGCCAAAAACAGGGUUAAAAAUAGAUUUAAAGAAGUGUGCAAGCGCAUAAUACUGUUCAGUUGUAUGCUGGCUGUAAAUAAUCAAUAUCACCCACCUUAAAAAACAACUUUGGUUAAAGAGGCUUCUUUGUUGCAGGGAAAAUGUGCUGAGAUUGAUAAACACUGUUGUGCAUAUCUAAGAUUUUAGUGAGUAAAUAAAAUCUGCAAAUCCCCUGAGCUGUUUGUUUGCAAAUCCUGUUUUUUAAGUUGCAGGUGGACUUUGUCCUCUUAAUCUAUCAUUUGCAGAACCAAAUCUGAUUCCAGGCAACCCUAAAAUCGCCAACCACACACCAUGUGGUAACAAGAGGGAAAGAUUUAUGACGCUUUAAUUCAUCUGCUUUGUUAUUUUGUUAUGGUCGAAGCUGCUUUUGUGGAGGAGAAAUGAGUCAGGUGUUUGGUCAUUUUGCAUGGACGUGCUGAACUCACCCUACAACAGAUAAGAGCCUUUUUAUGCUUCAGUUUAUAUUGAAUAUACAUUAUUAUACAAUGUGACAAAGACAAAAACAGCAAAGUUGAUGAGGGUUACACAUAGAAACCCUCAUCAACCUAAUGCAUUUUGCAGUUUAAGAAUGACUUGAAUAAGUUGAAAAUAAAGUCAAAUCAUGAAAUAUAAAGUGAAAUGACCGGGAACAAAGAUGAAAUACAAUUUAAAGAAAGGAAAAUGGCGGUUGUUGAGGAGGAAUAUCCCACUUCCCCAUAAUUUUAUUUUUCAUUAUACAGUUUUACAGUAUUUAUUGCAUUUGUAUCUAAUAGGUAAGUUUUAAUAAACUAUCAAAAAUAAUUCCUAACAUUUCCCUGUAAUGGGAAAAGGAAGAACAUCAUUUUAGUCUUAUUUUUAAACUACUAAAAGGGAAAUGUUAAUCGCAGUUUCUCGCAGUAAGCACAAAGCUAAAGGUUAUUCUGUAAAUGAAUAUGCAGGUACUGUUAUCAUACCAGUGAUUCUCAAUCCAGUCCUCGAGGCCCACUGUCCUGCAUGUUCUGGAUGUUUCCCUGCUCUAACACACCUGAUUCAAAUGAUCAGCUCGUUAUUGAGCCACUACAGAGCUUGAUAACGAGCUGAUCAUUUGAAUCAGGUGUGUUGGAGCAGGGAAACAUCCAAAACAUGCAGGACAAUGGGGGCUCCAGGACUGGAUUGAGAACCACUGUUAUUAUACAGAGGAGGGAAUGUCAUAUCUUAUCCACAAUAGACAUAAGCUCAUGUAGCGUCUUAUAGACCUUUAGGGUGAUGGAUGACAAACUGUACAGAUGAGUGGAUGCUAAUUAUGUGUUUUGAUAAUGUUUGAUGUUUCUGUAUACAAGUAAACUAACACAGAGAGCAACACAAAUUGUGUUUUUACCAGCAACUAAAAGAGCAUUUCAUCUGUAAAAAUGUGUUAUGAGGCAUGCAUUAUGGCCACUGAACAACUCUUGACUUUAUUCUUGACUUUAAAUUUCAGCUUUCCCCCCAACAUUUCAACAAUGCUCAACAAGAUUUGUCCUUGUCAUUUCCACUUGAAAGCUUUGUAGUGUAAACUUUGGUGCCCUCCGUGGACAGAGCAGUACCUCAUGUCUUCACUUUUGUUUUACCUGUUUAUGUGUAACCAUCCUGCUUCAUUCCAACACUCUGAUGUAUCACUUUAAAAAAGUCUUUGGCUUUAAUUUGUAAGGGAAUUUGCCCAAGAGCAAGUCAAGUAACUUCUGAUAAAAAAUACUUCUAUUUGUUUCACAAUCUCUUACAAAUAUGGAUUGAUUAAAGUGCAGCCCCAAAAGUGAUCCACCAUCAGUCUACCAAAUUUCCUCCAGCAUUCAUGCUGUGUGAAUUCUGCAGGUUGAAUUCCAGUUGUGGUGUAAGAAAAUAUCUUCUUGUAUCUUGUCUUUGAUCUUUAAAGUCCCUGACAUUCCCAAACAUCACUUCAACCAUCUUCAGAUACCUCCAAGACUAAUUCCCCUGUCUUUCCUGUUAAUCCUGGACAAUUAAGUAGUUUUUGGUCUUCAGAGACAAGGACUUGAUUGACUCUGCGUCAUACGUGCAUCUCACAUUGUAUGUCCAUAAAGGGGACCGAGUGCCAACAGAGUAUGAAUAGACGACUCCAGCUGUGUGGAGAAUUGAUUUUGCACACAUCCUCUGCCAGCCAAACGACCACAUAUUUGUGCUUUCUGUUCUCACUGCCUUGGCAUUUAUUCUUUUCUCUCUGGUUUUACAGUGGGCCCUAAACUGGAAUUUAAACUUGACUGACAUGUAAUCGGAGCUCAGACACUCACAUUGGAAUUAAAGGGAAACUACACAACUUUUCAGCCACGAUGAGUCUGGGAAAGAUGCCAGGGAUUAAGGGCCUUGUGUCUGGCUCUCAGGGGAAACGUCGUUUUAAGAGCGAGCUGUCCGUGGACAUGAUCAGCCCUCCUCUGGGGGACUUCCGACACACUAUGCAUGUGGGACGUGGCGGGGAUGUGUUCGGUGACACUUCCUUCCUCAGCAACUACGGGGCGACGAAAGAGCCCGGGAGUCCAGACUCAGCGAGCAGCUCCAGAACGACAGGGUUCUUCACACGCACUUUUCGCCAUGUGGGGAAGACCUCUGCAGGGCGACCGAGAGGAGGUUCCCGGGACCUGUCGUCACCGCCGCCAGACGUCUCACCCAUCAUCAAGAAUGCCAUCUCCCUGCCCCAGCUCAACAUAGACUCCCCCAAUGGGUGCCUGGAGAGGGUGCUGUUUCCAAGCCCCAUCAGCUCAACAGAUGACUCCUUCUACACAUAUGGUGAGAUAAUGCAGAUAAUCACAGGGUAGUGGAGGGUGUAAAGCAUCUUAGCAGCAAGAUCAAUGUCUUCAAAGUGAACUGGGAGUGAGGAGUUGAUCUCGCUUCAGGGGGAGUUUGUUUUCCACAGCUGAACACUCUGUUAAUCCCUGCCUUUGUUAUUGAUAACUUUAUAUUCUUUAUGAAAACUUUAAUCUGCUCUUUAGGCUUCUGUUUUCUCCCCCCUCUCUCUGUCCUCCCUCUUUACAUUUUAAACACACAAACCUUACAGUAAAUCAGGCCCUGUUUUUCUAUGAUUAUGGCCCAAAAAAAUCAAAAAGCUACAUUAGGUAUGAUUUAUUGUUUUAAGAUUAGAGUUGGGAGGCAAGAGUUGGGAAGGACAUGCACCAAAUCAUGCCAGGAGCAGGAACUGAUUCAGCAACUAGUGGGAAAGAGACUGCAGCAUUUGUUUUUUUUGUACCCCAGGAGUUCAUACAAGCUUGAAUCAAAUUGAUCUCCAGUAUCAGGAGUGACAUGUCAAGAUCUGCACAGAGGUUUAUUGCAUAAUAGUUCCUUUUUUGUCCACUAAGCAUGAGUCAAAAAACUUCUUAGAUGUCUCCCAAUCCAGACAAAGCGAUCAAUGACUUAGUUAUCUGAAGCUGAUGUCAGAGCAGCUCUGCAUUAGUCACCAUGACUGAGGAAAAACUGUCAGUGCACUGUAUAAAUACAGUUGCAGUUCUCACUGUCCAGUCUACGGCAGAGCAAACAGCAUAAAGAGCUGCUGAGCAGACACGCUGCAAACACGGCCAUAAAUGUCAGUGAACACAAACAGAGAGAGAGAGAGCAAGGUCGCCCUCUCUUUCAACACCAACCCACAUUCCUCCAGGACGACCAGCAAACAAAUGAGUUUUUUUGAGUCAUCGAGAAUCACCUUGGCAACACCUGUACUACACAGACAGGCCUGUAAACACAAACACACACAGCUGGAAAUAGAAAGAUACUGAGUAGGCAGAAAGACACCAGCCAUUGCAGGCUCACCAAUCAGAGCUGAUCUUACAGAUGCAUGCAGAGACAGAGGUGGAAAUCCCCUCUUCAUCCCCAGAAUUCCCCGCCCACUUCGAGAGAAAAUUACUCAAACUGAGUGAUGAGGGCAAAAGGAGAUACUGGAGUGAAGGAUGACUGUUUCUUUGUCAUCAGCUGGUUUCUCAGGUUAUCAUCUCUGUCAUUUCCAUCCACCCCUUCAUAUCCUCAUAGUUACUGUUUACAGUGAAUUAAUCCAAGCUUUGUUGUCCAGAUUUCAGCCCAGAAAUACCAUUAAAGGCAACCAAUGAUAAAAAAAAAUGAAAUAUAUUAAUUUAUCAGAAAAAAUAAAUAGUUUUGGUCCUUGUUUAAGGUUUUGAUACCUGCAUUAAAGCAGGAACGAAGAGCAUCUAUGAUAGUGGAGACUAAUAAGACUCACUUGUUCUUGAUAUGCAGAAUAACUUGGCUGUGUUUAUUAACACAGUUUUGUAAAUUUUCAACUUUUGGCUUCCAAAUUAAUUCUACCAAAAUCUAGACUCCAGGAUCAUAAAACUAUCACUUUCUUCUUAUACUAGGAUAUUAUUCUCAUAAUAAAGCAAAAUUAACCUUGUUAGAUGAUGACUUUAUUUUGUUUAUGUUGCAAAUAUAUUCUCCAAACUUUUACAGGUAUGAAUAAUGUAUGAAAGUAGAAAACAAAUUAGUGAGGAUUAGAGGAUUACGGGGAUGUUAAGCCACACUUGUGUUUGUUUUAAAGACCACAAAGAAGAGAGGGAGAGGUUAAAGAUGUAAAAUGUCUUUCCAUCUUCCUCUAAAAAGACCAACUUUGUUAUCAGAUCAGAUCUGAGCUUGAGGUAUCUAUUGAGGUUGUCACCACACCACCUCCAUGAAUCACCCUGAAAACAUUUUGUUUCAAUUCACCUCACAUUCAUCUCUAAGUCUGUUUUAUUUAUCUUUUUCAUACUUUUUACUGUGUGACAGUCCUCUCUGUAAAUCCCCUCAGAUCCAUGCAGGAAAAUAACUGUCACCCAGUUGCUUUAUACUGCCACCCUGUGGUGAAAGGGUUCAAUUGCUGCAGUUUUAUUUGGCUUAUCAAUGACAAAGAUUUCAUUUAGAACAAUGAUUAGGGCCUGAGCACCAACAGUACAGCAAGUCCCUGAAUAGAACCCAAAGGAUUACCUUUCCAUCUUCUUUCCAUCCUUCCUUCACUCCUUCUUUCCUUUCUCCCUUUCUUCCAUUCUUCCUUUCUUUCCUCUUUCCUUUCUCCCCUAUCCUUCCUUUCUUCCUGUCUUGCUUCCAUCCUUCCCUUUAUCCUCCCUCUCCUCCUUCCUCCUACUAUUUCUUCCUGUCCUCCCUCCUAUUCUUUCUCCCGCUUCAGCUUUCUUUCAUUCUUUCUUCCUCUUCUCCAUCCUCCCAUCUUUCCCUUCAACUGCCUUCUUCCUUCCCUCCUUUCCCUCUAAUUCAAAGGUCUUUAAGGCCUCAAAAUUCACCAAACUUCACUCACUUAUCAGGCCCAGAAAAGAUUUAAAUAUUCUGUAAGUCACCGGAUCAACAGCACUCCCUAACACUCUUAAAUACAGCCUUGCUCCUGGGUCCUAUCUUUCUGCACGAUUUUUUUCAGGCCAAGACAUAAAAAUAAUCCUCUCAGACCCACCCUCUUUUCUGACAGGAAGUCCUGAAAUUUGUCUUGUCAGUGUCAGAUUAUGGUGAUUUGAACAAACUUGUCUUUGGAGUUUCAUUCUGUUAGCUCCUACAUCUCUCAGUGUUUUGGGUGUGCAGCUGUGGUGGCUUGUCAAACUUUGAUGUCCAGCCCCUAACAGGAAGUUAUUGCAACUCUGUCAUACAUCUGUUUGAUAUUUCAUAUACGUGAUGACAAAGCUUCCCCCCUGAACACAUCUUUGUACUCAGCUCUUACCCACAGUCAUAGCACCAUUCUGUAGAAAAAGAUGGUUCUAGUCUUCGCAAACAGCGACUAAUCUGUACCAAAUGUAAUCUUGGUCCCAACCUGAACUUGUCUGUGUACUGUACGUAGUUUCUGUCACAGUAACAGUGCUGCCCUCUGGUAUAGCAGCAUAACCCAGAGCUUUAAAUCACACAUGUAGGCUGGCAGUCUUGGCCUGAACAGAUCUAAAUGUGCAUUUGAUUCAUGCUGAAAGGACAGACACAAGGCAUGGUUGCAACCAAAGCAUCUCCACACCUCAUGGUUGCAACAAAGUGCACACAAGUGUGAGGAUCUGUUCAUCGCCAAGUGUGGCUUUGAUUAGGAAUCAUGUCUCAGGUCAAAAAUAGUGUAAUAAUGAUAUCUGUAGGAUCUAGUUGUAGGUAGUGAAAUGUUAACAAACACUCAGAUUUGAAAAACUAAAGUCAAAAGUUGAAAAUAAAGUAUUGGAAACAAAAAGGCUCAGAAACCUCCAGUGACUCUUGUGUUUUAUUCUUCUUUCUGUUUGCAGGUCUUCAGUCUGGGUUCGUCACUCUGCCCCGUCUCUCUCGCAUUGACCGUCAGAUUCAGGAGGGAGAAGCUCGAAGACAAGCGGAAAGUGGGGGCUACUCACUGACUCGCUCAGACUCCCUCACCUCCUUCACUGUGGACCUUGGUCCUUCUCUCAUGACCGAGGUCCUGAGCUUUUUUGACAACCCUGGUUGCCUUCAGAUGUCCAUCCACAGCCAGGCUGCAGUGGAGGAAGAGGAGGAGGAGGAGGAGAGGGAGGACAGCAGCUCUCUGACAGAGACACCUGUGCAGAGCCCUGCUGGGACCUCUCCUAACCCUUCAGUGAGCAGCGAGUCAUUUAGGAGGAACAUGAACAGCAGGAGGCGCUCUAAUGGUUCUGAAAGGACAGAGAGGGAAGAAGAGGGGGAGAGAAGUUCGCUGAGAUGUCCGGAUGCGAGUGCCGGGUCUCCUCAAGAGAAGGACCCGGGGAUCGAAGCGGAGCAGUUUCAGAGAGCAGCAGACGUGCUGUCCCGUCAUUAUGGUGGAGGAACCGUCACAAAAGUUAGGAGGAAGAGCAACAACUCUGCCUCUCCUGCCUCCUCCCACAGCCUGAAAACACCGCCUGCCUUUUCUGAAGAAGAGGAGGAAAUCAAAGUCUAGAUGAAGGAAAUCCUUACACUACAUGGAAAAUCUUUGAGACCUUUGAGGAUCAUAUGAGCCAGAAAGGUCGAGCACAGUGCUUUUCUGUUGGAGCAUCAUGGAUACUGGUUUGUUUACUUCCAGUUUCUGCAGGACAGAUGUUUGAUUUUUUUUUGCCUGAAACCUUGAUCUUCUCUUCCCUCUACAUCUGCUGCUGUGAUUUAAUUCAGACAAUUAAAACUCUUCUGCAGAUAUAAGCACCUAAAUGAGUCUGAUGACACACAACGAAUUCAUGUCAGGAUAAAACAUUAAUAAUAACUUUUAGCUGUAACAAGGUUUUAAAGUGACACUCCUGCGAUAGUCCAUUUUAACUCUGAUUUUUAUAUUUUUCAACCUGUUCUUAAUCACUCACUGAAUAAUCAUAAUGUGCAGCAGCAAUAUGUAAUUUACACAAAUGAAGAUGUUCAGGUUUAAUGGCCUUGGUUCUUAAUCUCAUCCUGAAACCAGUAUGAUCAAUAACAACUGUGAUAAAAUAAAACUACAUUGUAAAUAACUUUUAUCUGAAAUGAUGGUGAUAUAUAAAGCAAAUAAAGAUAGAUUUAUUGUUGAAGCCACCAUCCUUUUUAAAUUCUGCAUGUAUGAAGUGUCUAUCAUGUUUUUUCAGUAUUAGCUCAUGAGUAUUCAAAAAGAUGUGGGUGAUGAAGUUAAGCCUGAUUUGCACCUGAUGUUUCAUUUUAUUUGAUUUCUUAUUUUUGUAAACUUUGUUAACAGGCAUCAAAUUUCCUCAACAGCUUUUGAAUCCUGUGAAUGAACAGCUCACUUUGUUUUUCAGCCCCGAAAGAGAAAUAAAACAUUUCAACCAUUCCUCUUGUUCCUGUUGAUGAUUUAAGAAUCCAACUCUCUUUACAGAGUCAGCAGGAAAACUCUGUGUCACUAACAAUUUACAGUAAAACUGAGACUGAGCAGAAACAAAUUAGUGAUGCUGUGGAGGAUUUACAGAACUUAAAAAAUGGCAACAAAAUCUAUAAGAAACUAAGUAGUUACUGUAGGUUCAUGUCAAUUAAGUCAGAAUGAGGCCUUUGUAGUUACAAAGAAACUGAGACUCACCAGAAACAGACAUAUUUGCAGGGGUGAAAGUAACCGCCAAUUUCCACCGCAUCCGGAACGGCUACGAAAAGGCCGUAUCCGACCAUCACAGAUGAUCAUAACCAUUCAUGUUAAUGUGUUCAUUUCCGCCGUCCCUCUUCCGUUCAGCUGCGGAUCGCCGGACUCCGCAGCUGAUCGCAAGACUUACAUUUUUUCCGUAAGCCGGUAUGCAGCGGUAAGCCGUACCGGAAAGACAUAAACAGCAGUGUACAGCCGGUACUAUGCGGUACGCAAACUUUCACCCCUGCUAUGUCUGUAGGCUACAUUUGCUUACCGUGUUGCCGCACGUCAGUCUGCACUCUGCAUUGUAACUGUAGUAAUCCAAUAGGACCAUGCUGCUUGCGAGUGAG
This is a messenger RNA of Xyrichtys novacula (pearly razorfish), 15286 nucleotides long. NCBI's taxonomy places the organism in Eukaryota, Metazoa, Chordata, Actinopteri, Labriformes, Labridae. The record is from the annotation of a GenBank genome assembly.